AGACGCGCACUUCCGCAGCACCUGUCUCCAACACUGAGCAGAGGAUGGAACUUUCAGGUCCGUAUCCGGCACCGAGGAUCCCACAGGUCGUGUUUUCGUGAGGAUUACCGCGCGCCCAGGUAUCCAGAACGCGCCACCUGAAGCUGCAGGAGCAGGAAGGCGCUUUGAUCCAGGAGCGGAAGCAGCAGCCUGUUGAUCGGCUCUGGACACCGAGGACCGAGGAGCCGGCCUGAGGUCUCAGAGGUUUGAUUGCAGCAGGAAACAGAAAACUCCAACCUGCCCAAAGUUUAACGAAUCAAUCGAUCUGCUAAAAGGCACGUGCAGCUUUUACGUUGUGCUUCUAUAGAUUGUGUACGUCUGUAACCUGGAUGGAUUUAUACGGAUUCAACCUUUAUUCAUAACCUUACAAAGCAUUGUAGUGUUAACACAUGAAAUAUCAGCUUCAUCAGUGGAAGUCAGAGGGAGACAAAGUGAAAUGUUCCCUGAUUUAAAACCUACAGCUGCAGCAGUGAGACCCUUCAUCUGCUUAAAUACGAAGUUUGAAAACCAAGAAAAAGUUCACACAUGAUGGAUUUCUAAGGACGUGCACGGGGGCUGAUCUCACGAGUUCCAGUCUGCACGGGGGUUUUAUUACGGCUCAUACUGUGGCAAAAACAUGAUGAUGAUGAUGAUGAUGAUAUGUCUGAGGCCUUAAGAUGCUUCAUCUGGUCCCAGUCUCCCGGUUUCAGAGGGUCCAUGCGUUAAAACCAUCAUCGUGCAUCGUCCAGCGACGAGCAGCUGAAUCAGGUGUUUCUCAGAGAGGAAGAAGAAGUUGGAACAGCAACACAAAAGCAAUUAAAAAGGCAUCAGUCCAUUUUCUCACCUGUUUAGAUCCAAAGAUCAUCACACUCAUCACUCUGUGUCUGAGGGCCGACGUCUCCUUCCUCCUGAAGCAUUUUCUGAACCUCUGUUUAACAUAAACUCCAGAGGUCAGUGUUUGUUUAAUCACGUUAGUCCGGACACACACGGACUCUCUGCAUACACACGGCAUUAGCAGCUAAGUGUGGCGGGACACGUGGCCACAGCAGAAGGUACUUUCCCUCUGACCGAAGGCUCGGGCUCAAUGGGAGGCAGUAAAUUAGAUUUGCCCUCAAAUGAACUUUCAUUUCUGCUUUUGAUUUCACAGGUGUUGUUCUGCCUCUGUGUGUUAAGUUCACAUUAGUGUAUCAGGUGUGUGGAGGUGACCUGGGAAGACUCAGGAGAUUCCUCAGAUCAGUUUUCUGAGGUUCUUCCUGUUUCACUGUCGUUUUGUUAAAUUGCAGAUGGCGGCCUCCACCGUCCUGGAGCUCAUCUGGGUGAGACCGGGAGAGAUCUGGGUUCUGACCAGGCCCAACUGAUCAGUCAUCUCCCAGACACUCACAGAUGCAGAGGGGAGGCAACAUGCCUGCGGCCUGCAGGAAAGGGAGGGUGCUCUACGUGAUGAUGACGCUCAACAUCUUCGUCUGCUUCCUGAUGGGCGUGUUGUGGAACCUUGGGCGUGACAAAAGCAGCCGCCAUGUGGUUCGAAUCCCAACCAAGAAGUUUUGGCACCAACCAGUACUGAGCGAAUCCUUCUGGAACAGGGAGCAGCAGCGCCUCGACUUCAUCUUCAACCCCAUCAUCAACUCUGCGCUCUCCAGCGAGCCUGUCGUCGAGCUGCCGGACUGGCUGAAUGACACCGGGCCACCGGACCCCUGUGAGCCAGACUACAGGGUCACCACGCAAAUCUUGGACUACAACUCUCUGCCGCAGCGAUUUCAGGAUUUUCUUUUGCACAUGCGCUGCAGGACGUACCCCAUGCUGAUAAAUCAGCCCCGCGUCUGUGAUGGAAAACCCUUCCUGCUGUUGGUGGUAAAGUCACUAACGCCACAUUUUGACCGGCGGCAAGCUAUUCGCCAAAGCUGGGGACGAGUGGGCGUCUUAGCCAAUCGGACUGUGGCGACAGUGUUCCUGCUCGGCAACACCAUGCCAGUAGACCACUUCCCAGACCUGCUGGGAAUGCUGGGACACGAGGCGGGCCUUCACAAAGACAUCCUCCAAUGGGACUACAGGGACACCUUCUUCAACCUCACCCUGAAGGAAGUCCUCUUUCUGGAAUGGUUCAGCCAAAACUGUCCCCACGCCCAGUUCAUCCUCAAAGGUGACGACGAUGUCUUUGUCAACACCUUGAGAAUUAUUGACUUCCUGGAGGGCCUGUCGGAGACAAAGGCGAGAGAUUUAUUUUUAGGUGAUGUUAUCAGUAACGCAGGUCCACACCGAGACAGAAAACUUAAGUACUUUAUCCCGGAGAGUGUGUUUGUGGGGCAGUACCCACCCUACGCUGGUGGUGGAGGGUACCUGUACUCUGGGGAGUUAGCGCUGCGUCUUCACAACAUAUCUCGACAAGUAGUCUUGUAUCCCAUUGACGAUGUCUACACGGGGAUGUGCCUGAAGAAGCUGGGCCUGGUUCCCGAGAAGCACACUGGCUUCAGGACAUUUGACAUUGAAGAGAAGUACAGGGACAACACCUGCAUCUACAGGAGCUUGAUGCUGGUCCACAGCCGGACUCCACAGGAGGUGCUGAAGAUCUGGCCGUGGAUUGUCCGUCCUGAGCUGGAGUGCCAGUGAACACCUCCAAUGAUAGUUUGCACUGUUGAAUUAUAAAACAUCUCAAUGCCUUUUUAAUUAUGUUAAAUCCUGAAAUCCAAGAAAAACCUGUGUUUGUAGUUUAAAUGAUUUAUUAACUGUAUUGUCGUUUGUUUUCUCUUCCAUGAGCUGUUUUACAUCUACAUAAAGCAGUUUUUCAAUCA
Toxotes jaculatrix (banded archerfish) is the source of this 2807-nucleotide messenger RNA. RefSeq names its product UDP-GlcNAc:betaGal beta-1,3-N-acetylglucosaminyltransferase 2a (gene b3gnt2a). The transcript is spliced from 2 exons. The record is from RefSeq and is a predicted model, not a curated record. Gene Ontology annotation, cellular component: membrane. Bases 1402 to 2625 code for a protein of 407 amino acids. Gene Ontology annotation, molecular function: hexosyltransferase activity. Lineage: Eukaryota; Metazoa; Chordata; Actinopteri; Toxotidae.